This is a messenger RNA of Syngnathoides biaculeatus (alligator pipefish), 1641 nucleotides long. RefSeq lists its product as uncharacterized. Lineage: Eukaryota; Metazoa; Chordata; Actinopteri; Syngnathiformes; Syngnathidae. Gene Ontology annotation, biological process: response to bacterium. The transcript has 6 exons. Bases 45 to 1079 code for a protein of 344 amino acids. The record is from RefSeq and is a predicted model, not a curated record.
GCAGUCUCGACCGACUGCCGCCCACUCGCUGAAACGCCGACAAGAUGCCGACGGCGCUUCAACUGCUGCUCCUGCUGAUCCCGUACGGAGGAUGCGCAGGCGGUGGCGACAUUACAACCGAGACCGUUGCGCUUGGUCAAAAUGUCUCUCUGGCGUGUCCCCGUGACAACAAAACGCGUUACAGCCUCGUCUGGACCAGACUUGUUUCGGGAACCUUUCCCGAAUUUUUAUUUGAAGCGCCCUCUAUCAAUUCAGAGUAUAUUAAUCACGGUAGCUUAAAUGGGGGAGAUCGCAUCACAGCCAGACAAGAGCCAGGGAAGUUCGUUCUGCGAAUCAGACAAGUCCAGAAAAGUGACAUGGCCGUCUACUACUGUUUCAAAGUUCUUGAGGAGGAAGUGAUCGCUUUGAGAGGAACAGUUCUUCACGUCACAGGCAAUGAUAUCAACUUGACUACCGCCACUGAAGACUCGCGAUCCGACGCGGUCCGACCUGUAGCGCCCGUGACCUUCCGGUGUUCGGUCCUCUCCAGCUCCGGUAACAAAACGUGCACGGACGGACACAACGUUUACUGGUUCACGGCCGGAACGCGCGCGGAACAUCCCAGCUUCGUUUACGCUCGUGAAGAUUGCGGAGAGGUCGAAGGCGGCUCCGCGCAGAAAUGCGUUCACGGUUUCUCGAAGGACGCCGGCACCUCCGAGGCCGGGACUUACUCCUGCGCCGUGGCCACGUGUGGGAGGAUUUUUAUGCCAACCGCAAAGAAAGUCAUCAUUGAAGAUCCGGACGUCAGCAGGUGUGAAUCACACGGGUUAGUUAUUUCCGUCUUGGGUGCUGCCUGGGCCUUAAGUUUGGUCCUUUUAGCCUUCCUCGUCAAAAAGAGCAUGACGGAAAGGUGUUUUUGCCGCAGAGCUAACCCGCAAAGCCAGGAAGAACCGUCCGGUCCCGUGCAGCAGUGCGACGAGGACUCUUUGAUGUACACCCUGCCGACCAUCAUUGCCGCAAAAAGUGCCAAAACGAGGAGGACGAACGCGAGGCCAAGCGAGGAGUUGAGCGCGUAUGCCGAAGUCCGUUUUCGUAACUGAAUCCUCGCCGGGGGAAAUUAUCGUAGUUUCCGGACUACGAGCCGCGACUUUUGUCACACGUUUUCAACCCUGCGGCUUAUGCAAUGAUGAGGCUAAUUUAUGCAUUUUUUCCAGCGGCCGCCAGGGGUGCUCGAGCAGAAAAGUUAAGAGUGAGACAGGUGGAAUACAUGUGUCGAGGAAGACAAGUUUAACAUAACUUUGUGCGUGAUUAAAAUUAGCAUGAACAGACGCUCAUCAUGGAAAACGCAAGAAAUGCACAUGACGCAGCUUUCAAGUUGAAAGCAAUCGAGGUGGCCGAUAAAGAAAGAAAAGAAGCUGCUGCACUCUUGGCAUAAAUGAAAUUGAUGGCGGGACGCUGGAAACGGCAGCGGGAAGAAGAUGUAAAAAAAGCUUUCUGAGGUCAUAAAAGCAGGUGGCCUGAACUGUGUUGCUGCAGCCGCAUCUCAGUGACUUUUAUCGGUCUGUGUUUUUACCCAACCCUGUUCAUGCUGUGUUAUUACCGUAUUGCUGCUGUGUCACAGGCACUGUUUGGAAAGAAAAUCUAAGGGAUAUUAUUAAAACU